UGCUGCAGUGGAUUAGUCAGCUGCAUUUAUUUAAGGUUGUGCAGAGAGAGUGCAGGAGUCCGGACAGUGUGCGAGUGUCCGAUCUUCAAGAUGCAGCGCAUCUACAUGCACAGCAAUGAACACUUUGAAGUCUUCACCACUGUCCUUGCUCCACAAGGGAGGUAUCGAUACAGAGCAGAAGCUGAAAAGAUGGUAGUGGUGCACAGAUACAAGCCCCACUGGCCUGAGGAGCUGGCGCUGUCUCCAGGUGACGUCAUCCUGGUGCUGUCCAAACACGAGGAGGGGAGGUGGUUUGGGCGGCUGCAGAAUGGGCAGCAAGGUUAUUUCCCCGCCUCAUGUGUGAUGGAGCUGGGCCAGGCAAAUCUGCCUCCCAAAGGCCUUCGGAGGAGUUUAUCUCUGAGGACUACACCCGGUGACAGUGAGCGCAGCAGAUAUGGGAAUGGAUACAUUCUGCAGGCAUUCAUGAAGGGGAGCAGAGGAGGUGGAGGAGGAGUGGGGCUGGAUAAGGGCCAGGGUGAGCGUGAGGUCCCCUUCCUGGUGCGGAGCUCCCGGGUCCCUUUGCCUCAGCCCGUGGCCUCCCAGCCCCAGGAACACCGAUCUCCAAACUUGCUCUGCAGGAUCUUGUCCAAGUGCCGGAAAAAGAUUGAAUGCCAGGGAGCCACCAAUGGGGCCUUCGAGGGCGACUAAGUAGCCCUUUUCUUUGUCCUGGGUGGCUGAGCUGAGUUCACUUUGGUGGGGUUGUGCUUGGGAAGUAAGCAGAGAGCUUCUGAAAUAUGCAGGCAAAUCUUGAAUUUCCUGACGUGAGCUUGUACUCGUGCUCCAUCAGGCAUUCUGGACUUAGCUUCUUAUUAGAUGCAAGCAGGAGGGUGAAGGCUGAAUGUAAACACCCCAAUUAGUGAUGUCACGGCACUGUGUUACCCACUUCAUCUGAUGGGCAAAGCAUGCCGUGACAUCACUGAUGGGGGCGUUGUCUCAAGUGCAACGUGCUGGAAAGUUUGAAUGUACAGAUAGCUAAGCAGUUGUUCUUUUCUGCCCAGUUCUUCAGCUAAUCUAAUGUCAAGCUUAUAUUCUGAAAACUGUGUAGCUAUAGCCGCUGCAAUCAAAGCGCUAACAACUUAGCAGUUAGAUGCAUUCAGUGAAGCGGAAAGUAAUUCUUCACGUUGAUUAAAUUUAGCCUUUUUCUAUAAAGUUGCCUUUGAUUAAUGCUAUUUUUGUUGUUGGUUUUGUUAUAUUCCUUAACUUUAUUUUCACCUGUAAUUUGAUGAUGUGUAUCUAUGUCUCUGUAAUAUGCAAUAUGCAUAAUAUGUUACUGUGAUAAUGAUAAAACCAGCAAACCCUU
Messenger RNA from Archocentrus centrarchus (flier cichlid), 1339 nucleotides. Its product is annotated as caskin-2-like. The transcript has 5 exons. Gene Ontology annotation, molecular function: protein binding. Bases 91 to 687 code for a protein of 198 amino acids. Lineage: Eukaryota; Metazoa; Chordata; Actinopteri; Cichliformes; Cichlidae. The record is from RefSeq and is a predicted model, not a curated record.